Messenger RNA from Vicugna pacos (alpaca), 5297 nucleotides. Lineage: Eukaryota; Metazoa; Chordata; Mammalia; Artiodactyla; Camelidae. The record is from RefSeq and is a predicted model, not a curated record.
CUUGGUACAAUCUGUAGGCACUGGUAGUGGGUUGGAUGUGGGCGGUGGAGAGAGAGACAUGGGGAGGAGACACGAGUAGAUAGACGCAGGGUUCCGGUGUGAGUGCGCAGGAGAGGCGGUAAGCUGAGUCAAAGAUCGGGAGAACUGUCCCUCAGGGAACACAGGGAUGGUUGCAAAAGGCAUCUGAUAUUGUCCUUCUGCCUCUGUCUUAAAAGGAUUCUACAGGGAUUUUCUUCCCCUUGUUCCUCCAGCCCUACACUUGCAUUACUGGCCUAAGAGGAUACUCACCAGCUGGCCGUGUCCAUCAUUACAGCCAAGUCUGAGAAUUCCUGCUUAUACUUAGAGCCUGUGGAGCUGCUGACACAAACAGUCAUUAGCAGACGACCCUUUUGUAACCACCUAUGCUUUAAAAUGUAAACCGUGGGGGCAUUUUCUUUGCGUUGUCCGGAGAGAACUUUCUGCUGCCUGAGCCUGAAUUAAUCAUGAGAGAGCUCGUCAACAUUCCACUGGUACAUAUUCUUACUUUGGUUGCCUUCAGCGGGACUGAGAAACUUCCAAAAGCUCCUGUCAUCACCACUCCUCUUGAAACCGUGGACGCCUUAGUUGAAGAAGUGGCUACUUUCAUGUGCGCAGUGGAAUCCUAUCCCCAGCCUGAAAUUUCCUGGACGAGAAAUAAAAUUCUCAUUAAGCUCUUUGACACGCGGUACAGCAUCCGGGAGAACGGUCAACUCCUCACCAUCCUGAGUGUGGAAGACAGCGAUGACGGCAUUUAUUGCUGCAUCGCCAACAACGGCGUGGGAGGGGCUGCCGAGAGCUGCGGGGCUCUGCAAGUGAAGAUGAAACCUAAAAUAACUCGUCCUCCCAUAAAUGUAAAAAUAAUAGAAGGAUUAAAGGCAGUCCUGCCCUGUACCACGAUGGGCAAUCCCAAGCCAUCAGUGUCGUGGAUCAAGGAGGACAGUGCUCUCAGGGAAAACCCCCGCACUGCAGUUCUGGAAUCCGGGAGUUUAAGGAUUCACAAUGUGCAAAAGGAAGAUGCAGGACAUUAUCGAUGUGUGGCAAAGAACAGCCUCGGGACGGCCUAUUCCAAACUGGUGAAGCUGGAAGUUGAGGCUCUUAAUAUGACAAAUGCCACAGAGAGAGAAGAGAGUGAACCUGAACAAGAUACUAAAGUUUUUGCCAGAAUCCUGCGGGCUCCCGAAUCCCACAAUGUCACCUUUGGCUCCUUUGUGACCCUGCGCUGUACGGCAACAGGCAUCCCUGUCCCCACCAUCACCUGGAUUGAAAACGGAAAUGCUGUUUCUUCUGGGUCCAUUCAAGAAAGUGUGAAAGACCGAGUUAUUGACUCAAGACUGCAGCUGUUUAUCACCAAGCCAGGACUCUACACGUGCAUAGCUACUAAUAAGCAUGGAGAGAAAUUCAGUACUGCAAAGGCUGCAGCCACCAUCAGCAUAGCAGAAUGGAGAGAAUACUGCCUGGCAGUGAAGGAGCUCUUCUGUGCAAAAGAAUGGCUGGCGAUGGAAGAAAAAGCCCACAGGGGACUCUACAGAUCUGGGAUGCAUCUGUUCUCUGUGCUAGAGUGCGACAGACUGCCCAGCAUGCACUGGGACCCUGCGGCCUGUACCAGACUGCCGUAUUCAGCAUUCCCACCCAUGACGUCCUCAAAGCCGAGUGUGGACUUUCCAAGUGUGGAUUCCUCCUCCUCUUCCUCCUUCUCUGUGUCCCCUACAUACUCCAUGACUGUAAUCAUCUCCAUCAUGUCCAGCUUUGCAAUAUUUGUGCUGCUCACCAUAACUACUCUUUAUUGCUGCAGAAGACGAAAACAAUGGAAAAAUAAGAAAAGAGAAUCAGCGGCAGUAACCCUCACCACGCUUCCUUCGGAGCUCCUGCUAGACAGACUUCACCCCAAUCCCAUGUACCAGAGGAUGCCACUCCUUUUGAACCCCAAAUUGCUCAGCCUGGAAUAUCCCAGGAACAACAUUGAGUAUGUGAGAGAUAUCGGAGAGGGAGCAUUUGGAAGGGUCUUUCAAGCAAGGGCUCCCGGCUUACUUCCCUAUGAACCUUUCACUAUGGUGGCCGUGAAGAUGCUCAAAGAAGAAGCCUCAGCAGAUAUGCAAGCCGACUUUCAGAGGGAGGCAGCCCUCAUGGCGGAAUUUGAUAACCCUAACAUCGUGAAACUCUUAGGCGUGUGCGCGGUGGGGAAGCCCAUGUGCCUGCUCUUCGAGUACAUGGCCUACGGGGACCUCAACGAGUUCCUGCGCAGCAUGGCCCCGCCCAGCGGGCGCAGCCUCAGCCCCGGCGCCCCGGCCACCGCGGGGCCGGCCUCCAGCCCCGGGCCGCCGCUGUCCUGCGCCGAGCAGCUGUGCAUCGCCAGGCAGGUGGCAGCUGGCAUGGCCUACCUGUCGGAGCGCAAGUUCGUCCACCGGGAUUUAGCCACCAGGAACUGCCUGGUGGGGGAGAACAUGGUGGUGAAGAUCGCCGACUUCGGCCUGUCGAGGAACAUCUACUCGGCGGACUACUACAAAGCCAAUGAGAACGACGCCAUCCCCAUCCGCUGGAUGCCGCCCGAGUCCAUCUUCUACAACCGCUACACCACGGAGUCCGACGUCUGGGCCUACGGGGUGGUCCUGUGGGAGAUCUUCUCCUACGGCCUGCAGCCCUACUACGGGAUGGCCCACGAGGAGGUCAUUUACUACGUGCGGGACGGCAACAUCCUCUCCUGCCCCGAGGACUGCCCCCUGGAACUGUACAACCUCAUGCGCCUGUGUUGGAGCAAGCUGCCCGCGGACAGACCCAGUUUCACCAGCAUCCACCGAAUUCUGGAACGCAUGUGUGAGAGGGCAGAGGGAGGGGUGGGUGUGUAAGGGCGAGGGUGUGCCCGGCGGCAUCUGCAGCCUCCUACCAGACUCUGCGAGCCGGAGAGUCCCACGCCAGAGGCCCGGGGAGACCCUGAUAGCGAAGAAGAGCAGCACACGUGGGUACCACGCUGUUGGUUCUCAGAAAGAAAAAAAAAAGAUACGCAGAACCCACGUGGUAGAUGCAAAGUGGGUGAUGGGAAAGGCAGGCGAGGAAAUGUGCUACACGACAUAACUACUCUUCCUCGUGGGGAAAGUUUGCAUUACAUUUUGUCCAGGCAACAUCAUCCCGUUCCGUUCCUGGAUUCGCUGGCAGCAGAGUAAGACUCGGCUGUAUUAAAUUUUAGUAUGAAACACAGUGGAGAGCUUCAUUUUUAAUAGCGAUAAUUCCUGUCCAUUAGGAACGUAGCGUGCCUUCCCGUAAGAAGUUUAGCUCAGGUACAGAAAACUAAAAAGAAGGAAAAACCAUUUAUUUUUCUGUCCACCGAAAGACCGGUGUUGGUUUUUUAAAUUGAAUUUCUAUCUUGCGUUUCAUGCAUCCUUUUAUAUUUGUUUGUGUUCUACCGAGUUGUAGUUUAUUUUAUCGAUAAGGGGUUUCCAAGGAAUAAAAUGACAAAUCAGCAAGGCUGUCUUCUACUGUUCCCUUUUCCUGCCUCUGUGCCUCAUUUUUAGAAGCUUUUCCUUUGGGUGCACCUAUCAUGAAUUUAAUCAGCUUAUUUUAUUCCUGCAGUUUUGUCUGGAAAAAAAAAACUCUUUUGUGGCUAAUUAAUUUACCUUUCUCUUUGAAGAUUUUAUGGGUACCUUUUUCUUUGCUCUCAUCUUUAUUUCUGCCUCUUUUCAGGACUUUCUGUUCUUUUUUGGUUAUUGAGCUAUUUUUUCCCCUUUUACUUAACACGUACAACAAACACCCUGGCAGAAAUAAUAACUUUCCAGAUAACAUUGUGGACUGAUAUGUUUACACCUUUUACAAAGUAUUGCCAUUUUCUCCUGUACUUGUUUUUGAAGCCAUAUAUUUCAAAGUCGUCAGUCAUUAAUUUUAUUGCCACAGUUUAUUAAAUCUCUUAAACCAUGGUUUAUAAUAUGGGAUUUCACAAGAUGCUCUUGUGAUUCUGACUUAUUUCAAACCUGAUGAUUUUGUGCAUUGUGAUUUUUUUUCCUUCUAGAAACCAACUCGAUAGGCAGUAGAAUUAAUAUAGGGUUACUUACCAACUUCCUGCACGGCUGUUAACCUAUCUCAUUACAUCUUACGAUUCUUAAAGCAAAACAAAACAAACAGACAAAAACAAUCUCUGGAACUCAGAUUCCUGGUGCACACGAUUUCUCGGUGGAGUCCUCACAAUGUAUCUUUAUCUGAGGCCAAUAGCAAUGAUCAGAGUUUAUUCCUGAUACAGUAUGAACCCAAAUUCUCCUGGAAAGCAAAUAAACAGGGGAGAGAGAAUAGCAGUGUAUACCAGCUUGCAUUAAUUCUAAACGCAUUGGUAGGGAGGGCAUUGGAGACAUGCCUAAAUUUACUUUCUAAAUUCUUGAAAGAUUUUCACCUGUCUGCUGGAAGGCUCUCCUUGAAAUCUCCAAAUUCACCUGCAUGCUGCAACUUUGUCAUCUUCGCUGGAAAACCUGAAACUUCUUGUUCAUAGUCACCCCAGGCAACCAAGACAAAAACCCAGACUUCUGCCUCUCCUUCACCCAUGAAAACUCUUGUCAGUUUCACUUUCUAAACUCCUGCUCUCACCACUUCCCCUUCACUCGGACUGCCCACUGCUCAAAUUCUACCGCUGUCUACUAUCUCAUCUUCCUCCCAUUUCUGGCCAGAGCAGAUUCCAUAGGCCAUGACAAUGUGAGGAUGGGCUCCCUCACAAUCCUGACUUCUAAGAGUUUUCUGAUUUAUUAGGAAGGCAGAAGUUAGGACUGAGACCGGGAGAGGUGCUUUAGGUUAAAGUCAUGAUGGUAAAUCCAAAAUUAACACAGUCAUCCAAAGGGCUACUAGAUGAGGAAGGAGGUUGCAGCGUGAGUCAGAGACAGAAGGCCAAGAGUCUAGCAAAGCAGAAAAUUUGGAGAGGGCCACCAGCAAGGCUGGAACCUUCCUAAGAUAUCCAUGACACGACACGUGUGUGUGUCAUCUACACUCUGCAAAGUUCAAAGACUUCCUCAGCUGACUUCGUUAUAAAAGAAAGACAUGGAAGUCAGGCCAAUCAGAAAAGCCACUCCACAGAGAAGCAAGAUCAGGACAGAAUUCCUCGGAGUCGCUGCCGUGGGCUCAGUGCAGGAGGUGCCAUGUCGCCCCUCAGGACAGGAUCUCCAUAGCCCUGUUUGUAUCGUCUGCCACUUAGAGUCCUGCUCUGCUUCCCUCCUCAGUGCUAAAGAACCGCCCUUACUUUCCUGUCUCUUCCUCAUGCCUCCUACAGCCUCCUUAGGCUCUGGUGUUCAAGAUCUCAAAGCCAAAAAAAA